Messenger RNA from Trematomus bernacchii (emerald rockcod), 1468 nucleotides. RefSeq names its product potassium channel tetramerisation domain containing 12.1 (gene kctd12.1). Gene Ontology annotation, molecular function: protein binding. Gene Ontology annotation, cellular component: presynaptic membrane; postsynaptic membrane. Lineage: Eukaryota; Metazoa; Chordata; Actinopteri; Perciformes; Nototheniidae. The coding region runs from base 23 to 892 and encodes 289 amino acids. The transcript has a single exon. The record is from RefSeq and is a predicted model, not a curated record. Gene Ontology annotation, biological process: regulation of G protein-coupled receptor signaling pathway; protein homooligomerization.
UCAGUGCAGCGGCUCAGAGAACAUGGCACUGGCCGACACAGAGCGCGCAGUGACCAACUGCAGCGACCCGGGCACCCCGUUCUCAGAGAUUAUCGAGCUCAAUGUCGGGGGACAGGUUUAUGUUACCAGACACAAAACUCUCGUGGCCGUCCCAGACUCGCUGCUGUGGAACAUGUUCAGCAAGAAGUCACCCAAAGAGUUGGCGAGGGACAGCAAAGGGCGCUACUUCUUGGACAGGGACGGCUUCUUGUUCCGCUACAUCCUAGAUUAUCUCCGAGACCUGAACUUGGUCUUGCCGGACUUCUUCCCGGAGAAAAGUCGGCUGCAGAGGGAGGCUGACUUUUUCCAGCUGCGGGACCUUGCCAAACGCCUUAGCCCCCGGGUGAGUAAGGACAAUUCAAUCUGCGAGGAGAUCAGCCAGAGCGACACGGAGGAAGGUGCGCAGCAGUGCGGCUCCUCGGCAGGCAUGGAGACUUUACGCGCCAUGUCGGUCAGCGGGGCCACGUGCUCCCCGUCACUGGACUCCAGAAAGCCGGGCUAUAUCACGAUAGGAUACCGAGGCUCGUACACCAUUGGCAGAGACAUCCAAACCGACGCCAAAUUCAGGAGAGUGGCGCGCAUCACGGUCUGCGGGAAGACGGCCCUGGCCAAGGAAGUGUUUGGAGACACGCUGAAUGAGAGCAGAGACCCGGACAGACCCCCGGAGAGAUACACAUCCCGGUACUAUCUCAAGUAUAAUUUUCUAGAGCAGGCAUUUGAUAAGUUGACCGAGGUGGGCUUUCACAUGGUGGCCUGCAGCUCCACAGGCACCUGCGCCUACACCAGCAAUGAUCCAAACGAGGACAAAAUUUGGACAAGCUACACUGAAUAUGUCUUCUGUCGGGAGCAGUAAACAUGUCAAGUUUAUGUAAAUAGACAUUUCUUAAUCUAGAGGGGGAUGUCUUAAAACAGUAUUGCAUUUGCUGUGUUGAAUGGUAUCGCUUUUCAAGGGCGAGUGAAUGCGAAAUAUUGCUUCAUUAUUCUAAGAAUAGACAAAUACAAGUAGCCUAUUACCACGUCUGUGGUAAAACAGAUACAGUGAGAUGCCACCAUAGACUAUACACAAGAGGAGUUUGGAUGUUAAAAGUGUGCAAACAUAGUUUGAGUGUACACAGUACACACCCAUCCACAACAGUUUUGUGUAUAAGCAUCAAGAAGAUGUCAUCAUCAUCUGCACCUCAUAUAACUGCAUAUCAAUGUUUCUGUCAUUUCUGACUCAGUGCUGUGGGAAUUGAGUGGCAUCCAAAAACAGACAAGCAGCGAUUAGUAUUCAGUGUUAUUGUAAUUUUUAGGCUUGCUCGAUCACAUGUUUGGCCAAGUUUUGUACUAUUAGACUUGGAUACAUAGCAGUUCUAUGACAUGAUACAGUGUAUGUGAUUGCUUGGUAGAGUUGUUCUGUUCAAAUGAAAUAAAAUAUUGUAUUUGGUUA